UAUAAUAAAUUAUCUGUGGGGUAUUUUGAGCUGAAACUUCACAGACACAUUCUGGAGACACCAGAGACUUAUAUUACAUCUUGUGAAAGGGGCAUUAUAGGUCCCCUUUAAUCAUCUUUAGGUGGUGUAUUAAGUCAGGUGACCUAUGUUCCACUAAUGUUUCAUAAACACAAAGUUGGUUUCGUCUUUAUGCUAUCUUUCUUUCAAAUACAGUGUACUUGCAUCUUAAUUUUGUACAUUUUCUCAGCUGCAGCUCUUCUGUCCGGUAGGCGGCGCGCGUUCUCUCGCUCUCCGGGCUGUCGCGUUCGCUCUGUCCGUGUGGCGGCGCUGUGCGGCCGGUCCCGCUGGAACACGUCUCUGUGAGUGUGAGUCCCGGGGGCUGAAGCGCAGGAUGGCGGCGGUCGGUGCUGCUGCUGCGGCUGAGGCCGAGUCGUCGGACAGCGAGCCGGAGCAGGAGCACGGGUCCCCGCAGAAACUCAUUCGGAAGGUCUCCACGUCCGGUCAGAUCCGGAGUAAGACGAUUUUAAAAGAGGGAAAGUUAAUGAAACAGACAAAUUUCCAGCGCUGGAAGAGACGUUAUUUUAAACUGCGGGGAAGAACACUGUACUACGCUCAGACGGCCAAGUCAAUUAUUUUUGAUGAAGUGGAUCUGACAGACGCCAGCGUAGCGGAAUCCAGCACAAAGAAUGUUAACAACAGCUUCACUGUAAUCACUCCGUGUCGUCGACUGGUUCUGUGUGCGGAAAACAGGAAAGAAAUGGAGGAAUGGAUUGCAGCGCUGAAGAGUGUUCAGAACAGAGAACACUUUGAGUCCACUCAGUUCAGUAUGGAUCAUUUCUCGGGGAUGCAUAACUGGUACGCCUGUUCACACGCUCGCCCCACGUACUGUAACGUCUGCCGGGAGGCGCUGUCUGGAGUCACCUCUCACGGACUGUCCUGCGAAGUGUGCAAGUUCAAGGCUCACAAGCGUUGUGCGGUCAGAGCCACUAAUAACUGCAAAUGGACGACACUGGCCUCCAUCGGCAAAGACAUACUGGAGGAUGAGGAUGGGAUCUCAAUGCCUCAUCAGUGGCUGGAGGGGAAUCUGCCUGUCAGUGCCAAAUGCACCGUGUGUGAUAAAACCUGCGGCAGCGUUCUGAGACUUCAGGACUGGCGCUGUUUGUGGUGUAAAGCCAUGGUGCAUGCUGGGUGCAAAGACCAGCUCUCUUCUAAGUGCCCGUUGGGUCAGUGUAAAGUCUCCGUGAUUCCACCCACCGCCCUCAACAGCAUCGACUCGGACGGGUUCUGGAAGGCGACGUGUCCUCCGACCUGCACCAGCCCGUUGUUGGUGUUCGUGAACAGUAAAAGUGGAGAUAAUCAGGGCGUGAAGUUUCUACGGCGGUUUAAACAGCUGUUGAAUCCUGCACAAGUGUUUGAUCUGAUGAAUGGAGGGCCACAUCUGGGCUUGCGUCUGUUUCAGAAGUUCGACACGUUUCGUAUUCUGGUGUGUGGAGGUGACGGCAGUGUCGGAUGGGUUUUAUCAGAGAUAGACGCUCUGACAUUACACAAACAGUGUCAGCUGGGCGUGCUUCCGCUGGGAACAGGAAAUGACCUGGCCAGAGUUUUGGGGUGGGGCUCGGCAUGUGAUGACGACACACAGUUACCACAGAUCCUGGAGAAACUGGAGAGAGCCAGUACCAAGAUGCUGGACAGAUGGAGUAUUAUGGUAUAUGAGACCAAGUUACCACGGCAACACUCCAGCUCCACGGUAACAGAGGACUGCAGUGAGGACUCAGAGGUGCAGCACAUUCUAACCUAUGAAGACUCCGUUGCUGCUCAUCUCUCCAAAAUCUUGACGUCCGAUCAGCACUCUGUGGUCAUUUCCUCCGCCAAAGUUUUGUGUGAGACGGUAAAGGACUUUGUUGCGAAAGUGGGACGUGCAUACGAGAAGAACACGGAAAAUUCAGAAGAAUCAGAGGCCAUGGCUAAAAAGUGUUGCGUGCUUAAAGAAAAGUUGGACUCGUUACUGAAAACGCUUAACGAGGAAGCCCAGGCCACCAGUGUGAUGACUGCACCUCCGCCCACCAUCGCUGAGGAGCAGGUUGACGGGGAGGGUGUGGUGCUGGCUCCGCCCACCGCCCCGCCCACAGUCACGGCUCCUUGUUCUCCUCGACCGCCUGCCGCCAUCUUCAAACCUCGUGAGCAGCUGAUGUUACGCGCCAACAGCCUGAAGAAAGCCAUCAGACAAAUCAUAGAGCACACAGAGAAAGCGGUGGAUGAACAGAACGCUCAAACGGAGGAAGGUUUGCCCUCACUGCCUGCGGAGGAUGAAGAUGAGGAUGAUGAUGCUGAGCGAUCAUCUCUGCUGUCAUACAGCAACAGAACGCGAGUCAGCAGAAGAGUGUCUAAGACUCCAUGUGAGAAGCUCAUCAGUAAAGAACGCCUAUCCAUAGGCAGCUCCGCCUCACUUCCUGCUCAGACAGGAAGUAGGGAGAACAUGCCCAUGCUGAACACCAAGAUCCUCUACCCAAGUCUCAGGGCAGGUGUGUCGGGCUCUUUCAGCGGGUCAGUGAUCAGCAGGCUGUUGGUCAACGCCGACCCGUUCAGCUGUGAUCCAGAGAACCUGGAUCUGUACACAGAGAAAUGUGUGAUGAAUAAUUAUUUUGGAAUCGGUCUGGAUGCCAAAAUCUCUUUGGACUUCAACAACAAACGUGACGAGCAUCCAGAGAAAUGCAGGAGUCGCACUAAAAACAUGAUGUGGUAUGGAGUCCUGGGCACCAGAGAACUUCUGCACAGAACAUACAAGAACCUGGAACAGAGAGUUCUGCUGGAGUGUGACGGGAGGCCGAUCCCUCUUCCCAGUCUCCAAGGAAUCGCCGUGUUGAACAUUCCCAGUUAUGCAGGAGGAACAAACUUCUGGGGCGGAACUAAAGAGGACGACACGUUCACGGCGCCGUCGUUUGACGAUAAGAUCCUGGAGGUGGUGGCUGUGUUCGGCAGCAUGCAGAUGGCUGUUUCUAGAGUUAUUAAUCUACAGCACCACCGUAUCGCACAGUGUCGAACAGUGAAGAUCACGAUUCUGGGAGAUGAAGGUGUACCUGUGCAGGUGGACGGAGAGGCCUGGAUCCAACCGCCCGGAUACAUUCGGAUCCACCACAAGAACCGCACACAAACCCUCACCAGAGACCGGGCGUUCGAAAACACUCUGAAGUCAUGGGAGGAUAAACAGAGAGGAGAGAUUCCUCGGCUGGUUUCCCAGCAUGCAUCACAGCCGGAGAUCGUUUCUGAAGAGGAAACCACUCAGAUCAGCCUGUUCGGACAGGCGGCCGGGGCGCUGAUACACAGUAUCAGGGAAGUGGCAGAGUCUCAUCACACUAUCGAGCAGGAAUUGGCUCACGCGGUCAACGCCAGCUCUAAAGCCAUGGACCUGGUGUACGCCAACUCCAAAAGCAGCGGGGGUUUGACCUGUAACGUUGUGAUGGAGAUGGUCAGCAACGUCAAAGCUCUUCACAGCGAGACCGAACUGCUGCUCGCGGGAAAGAUGUGCCUGCAGUUGGAUCCUCCUCAGAGAGAUCAGCUCAGUGGCGCUCUGGCUUCUGUCACUCAAGAGUUACGCAGACUGACGGACAUCAGCUGGCUCGGUCAGCUCAUCGACCCGGCCGACGACGAGGGUCAGCUGUCUGAUUUCUCCAAGCGGAGUCGUAGUGCAAAAUUUCGCCUUGUGCCCAAAUUCAAGAAAGACAAAAACAACAAAAAUAAAGAGACGUGCGCCGCCCUCAACAUGCCAGUGAACACGUGGGGUGUGGAUGAGGUGGCCGUCUGGUUGGAGAUGCUCUGUCUGUCAGAGUAUAAGGAGAUCUUCAUCAGACAUGACAUCAGAGGACCAGAGCUGCUUCAGCUGGAGAGGAGAGACCUGAAGGACCUGGGCGUGGCUAAAGUCGGCCAUAUGAAGCGGAUCCUGCAGGGAAUCAGGGAUUUGAGUCGAAACAGCACAGUCAGCGAAGCCUAGACUCUCCUCAGCCAAUCAGAUGCCUCAUUCGGACGUGACGUAGCUUCACCCGGCCAAUCAAAUGCUCAGUCACGCCUGGAACCAGCCAUACUCCGCCUACCACCUCAUGGGGACCAACAGCGACUCGACUCGAACCAAUCACAGUGUGCCUUCUGUUCUCCACCUUUGUGACAUCAUUGCUUUGGGGAACACUAUUUUACUACCUACGAGGGGGAGAUUUAUCAAGAGCCAUCAGAGUGUCGUACCAAUUUCACAGAAGGGGUGGAUGGAGACUGUCCAAAUGACCAUUCGACCAAAUGAAAAUUCAACUUUUGAAGACAACAUGGAAUCAAACUUUCACUUCCUUAAAGAAAGAAAUGUUUGUCCUCUUAAUCUAUCAAUGUUGACUAACUUUCUCCACCUCUGAAACAACUUCUCAUUUCUGCUGAUGUCAUCAAGGCCCCGUGGGCAGGGAAAACCUCAAAAUCUCAUAGCCCACGUUUCACAAUCCAAUCAGAUCCCAAAUAGAUAACAUUAAGUCCCACCCUACAUUAUUUUCAGUUUUAUUUUGAAGUGUCACUUUUAAGAAUGCGGUCUUAAAGCUUUUUGGCUCUGUUCAAAACCUAGUGAGCUGCCUUGCCGCCUACAACAUAGACAGCUGCCUUCUUAGGGCACGAGAGACUCUAAAAUGAUUUCCAGUGAGUUUGAUCCUCCGAUAAGCAUAAAAUACACAACAUAUGUAAAAUACAGUAUAAUAUUAGGUAAAAAAAACUUUUACAUUUAUGCAUCUGAAAGAUGCUUUCAUCAUAAGCGACUUACAUUGCAUUCAAGGUAUACCUUAAGUUAAUAUUUUUGAUGAUCAGCAUUGUUCGCUAAUGCUAUUCCCUACAGGAAAACAAAACAAUUUUAUCUUGCUGGAAUGAGAGGUAGAGUUGUGUCUCAUCAGCAUAGCAGUGAUAGAAAAAAAAACAUGUUUCUGAAUGACCUAGUGAUGUUAUGUAGAAGUGGUCCAAGCACCGAGCCCUGAGGCACCCCAGUAGCUAGAUGUUGCGACUUAGACACCUCACACCUCCACGAUACUUCCAGUGGAAGUCAGAAUACUGUUCUGGACUGCUGAUUUUUUUAUUUUGAUGCUGUUGACAGACAUCAACUUGUAUUUAAAAUGGAAUAUUCCUUUAAAACAGCUAUUUUACAGAUCUAUCUUAUAUGUAGGCUUUAAAAGAGCAUCAACGACAGAGUAUUUCACAGAUUCCCUGGACUUAAGCAGGCGUGCCGUGAUGAAAGUCCUCUCUUCCAUGUAUAGGUGCAUUCACGGCAUGUGGUAAUAACUGUAAUUACGAGAACCAUUCAUGUCCUCGUAGAGCUCAUAAUUACAUCUUGUAAGCUGGGACUUUUCUGAGAGCUCCUACUUGCACCAUGUACCACCUGAACUCUGCAGAUUCAUUUAGCCAUUGUUAGUGUUGCCGUAGAAUGUCACAUGUUGUCAUCUCAAAAUUACGGUAAUUACAACAUGGGAGAGGUAGAGUUGUGUGUCAUCAGCAUAGCAGUGAUAGGAAAAAAACACGUUUCUGGAUGACCAAGUGAUGACAUGUAAAUGAAGAAGAGAAUUGGUCCAAGCACCGAGCCCUGAGGCACCCCAGUAGCUAGAAGUUGCAACUUAGACGCCUCACCCCUCCAUGAUACCCUGAAGGGUAUUUUUGAUUGAACUAUUUUCAUUGAUUAAUUCCUGUAUUGAAUGAAUCAACAUUUCUCUGUCUUUUUCCACUUCAUCAUACAUGUGAUGCUACCUAUGGAUUUGGCUUAAAGAAGGCAGUUCAAAACAGUCAGGAGUGCCUUAAAAUGCUGUCUAUACAGGCAGCUCACUAUGUUUGAGCUUUUGAGAAUGGAAAUGCACCAACACACAGGCAAAAAAGCAUCAUAAGAACUUUAACAUGUUGUCGUGACAAUCAACAGACUUGACCAAUCAGACUCUCUGCUUUGCCCCGCCCCUCCUCAUCCUCUUCCUGGAUGCCUUAACGUUCACAUAUCAGCCUGAAAUCUCUAUCUGCUCUGUCUGAAUCUACAAACCAUCUGAUCCUGGAAUGAUCCGGACAUGCCAACCAGAAACUAAUGAGCGGUUUCAGACCAAAUGUUUGGUUUGAAAAAGCUGCUGUUGAUGGAAACAUUUAAUAGACUACAAAGUUAAGUUAAGCUCUAUCUACAGAAUCUGUAGAUACUUACCCAGUGGAUGUUUAAAUACUGUGUUUGACUGUAGAUUUCCAUUGUGAUGCUGUUGACAGACAUCAAGUUGUAUUUAACAUGGAACAUUCCUUUAAAACAGGUUUAUUACACAUCUAUCUAUAUGUUGGCUUUAAAAGAACAUCAACGGCGAGUAUUUCCGAUUCCCGAGUCUUAAGACGUGAUAAAAGUCCUCUCUUCCAUUUAGUAUCACGGCAUGUCGUAAUAACCGUAAUUACGAGAAUUGUUCAUGUCCUCGUAGCUGGGAAUUUUCUGAGAGCUCCUACUAAUUCCCAGUCCAAGGACGUGAACAGCUCCAAGAACAUCAUGUGUUGUCAUCUCGAAAUUACGGUAAUUACGACAUGGCGUGAGCGCAGCAUAAAUCUGAGGUUUUGUCCUAACUAGCCCUGCCCACAGUGAAAUCUCAUUGGUCAAAAAUCCCACACCAUAUGACUAUCAGUGGUUCUUAAAGGGGGAACAAGCAAAAACAAGCAUUAAAGUAAGCCAAAACAACUUAAAAUUAAGAUAUUUCAUAUAUUAUUAUUUCAUAUAUUAUAUAGUCUAAUAUAAAACAGUGAUUUCUAGACCUAGAAAAGUCAUGGAAGUGAAUAAAAAUGGUAUAAAUAUGGGCAUGUAUGCAUUUUUUUAGUUGUACCGGAAGUGAGUAAAUCAGUAAAAACUGAAAAGGUUGAGAAGCACUGCUGUAUAUUCACAUCAUGUUGGAAUAAUUAUUUAGACAUUCAAACUUGUUUUGUUGAACACAUAAAUUCAAGUUCAAGGCAUUGCAAGUUAAGUAAACUGAACUUUAGAAAAGCUCCAGCUUGUCCCAGUUCACGUCAUCAAAAUGAUACUAAGUUUAACAUGUUUGUGUGUUUAUCCUGGUGCUCCUUUCUUUUUUUUUUUCAAGGUGUCAAUUAGUCAUGAAGGAUUUUGCUGUACUGAAAACUCUUUGUGUCAUGCCUGGUUAGGACCCGAUAUAAAGUACUAUUUCAAAUGCCAUACAAACCCUCCAAUGUCACAGUCGCCUUGACAAGAGAUGAAAUGUUUUCUAUAUUGUUUCUAAAUGCUUUUUUACAAACUCUUCUGGGAUAAAACAUUUACUGUGUCAAAGACUAACACGGUCUUUACCCUUUAAUGGUUUUGCACACUUCAUGUGUGUAUGUGAGAAAGUGAGAGUCUACAUAUUGUCUUGUUAGAUACAGACAGGAAGUGUGUGUGUGUGUGUGUGUGUGUGUGUGUGUGUGUGUGUGUGUGUGUGUUUUCUCUCUCCUCCAGAUACAGUCUUAAAGUCAGACUCAUAUCAUGUCAUUUUGGACCCCAGGGGCGUCCAGUCACUCUGACUGUUAAAUAUUUAUUUUAUUGUUAAGUUAUAACUUACAUCCAUGUGACGCUGUCCAUCUUUGAUUUUCUUGUUUUUAUUUUUUUAAUGUUUUGUUUUUUGUAUAUAGGCCAUUGCUAAGAAUGUAAAAAACUUAUUACUGUACAGUAAAAACUGUCUGUGUUAAAACAAGGUCUGUGUAACGCUAAACCAGUGUCUUUUGUGUCAUCUGUCACAGUUUUUUACUAAACAUGCAGAAUAAUAAAUUACAUUUAAUAGUA
Messenger RNA from Ctenopharyngodon idella (grass carp), 7783 nucleotides. RefSeq names its product diacylglycerol kinase delta-like. Gene Ontology annotation, biological process: diacylglycerol metabolic process; intracellular signal transduction; lipid phosphorylation. The coding region runs from base 392 to 3988 and encodes 1198 amino acids. The transcript is spliced from 30 exons. The record is from RefSeq and is a predicted model, not a curated record. Gene Ontology annotation, molecular function: protein binding; ATP-dependent diacylglycerol kinase activity. Lineage: Eukaryota; Metazoa; Chordata; Actinopteri; Cypriniformes; Xenocyprididae.